Molecule: messenger RNA, 2483 nt
Organism: Durio zibethinus
Lineage: Eukaryota; Viridiplantae; Streptophyta; Magnoliopsida; Malvales; Malvaceae
Source: RefSeq, a predicted model, not a curated record
AAAUGUGAAGCUUAGGUCCAUAGAAAGGGAGAAGAAAAACUUCUUUUGAGCUUUUUUUAUGUCUAAUAUGUUGAGUUGAUGAGUCUUGUUUGUUUUUUGUGGUGACUGUUAUUACUGUCAAUGCAAUAUUUAAACAAUUUUGGUAGGCCUUAAAUCAGUUGCAUUGCCUUGGUCAAACAUGUCCUUUUUGUAUGAGUGUUGCUUCAUAGUUGCCCAUGUUAUUAGAGUUACUAUUUUUAUUGUUUUUUUUUUUUUUUUUCAUAUUUUGAGCAUGAGUUAAGAUUAUAAUUGUUUGAAUUGGUGACCAAAUAAUUCAAAAUUUUUUUAUUUGUUUAUUGAUUUUUUGUUCUUAGCUACUCUGGUCUUGAGCACCAUCUGAUUCUGAUAUUUCUAAUACUGAUGUAUAAUGUGCAUGUCUGCAUGGUAGCCUAUAUUUUUGGGUACCUUUUUAUUCUUAGACUUGGGGGGUCUUGGAAAUUGAAUGAAGCAAGUUUGAAUUUUUGUUGCCAUGGAGCUUUAUGAUCCAACAAUGGGAUGUUUUGCUUUCUGGACUGCAUUCAGGUUUGCAUAAAAGAUUUCUUAAAUUCUCCAACAUUUAGAAUAAGUUUGAGCUUAAAGUCUAUUGGAACCUUAAUAUUUUGACAUGUGUAUGAAACAGACUUCUGCAUUUAGAUCUAACCUAAUACGUUUAACCCCAAGCAUGGCCACGGUAUACUCAAGGACAAGCCAUGCUGUUUUUUCGCAUUCUAGUGCGGAAGUGAUAACAAUAGAGUGACUUUCUAAAGUAAGGGAGCUUCAGGCAAAUGUUGUGCUGCAGUAUGCUUGUUAUGAGGAUUUUAAAUGUGUUUGUCCUUACUGCUAUUCAAAAAUUUCCAAACAUCAUUAAUAUAGGCAGUUGAGGGUUGGAAAAGAAGACACCACUACUCUUUAUUUACUUCCCCUUGCUAGUGCAGGUACACAUCCAGUAGUGUUGAUAAAAUCCAUCCUUUUACUUUAUGAUCUGCCUGCUUUCCAGCUUCUUCUGUAUUCUCCAAGUUUCAUGGAUUUGGCACAAAAGCUCCUUUUCACAGCUUUGCUCAUUUUUGCAGCAGCCAUAGAUGGGACACAGGCAGUUGCCAUGGUUUCUGGUACGGUCUUCUGUGACCAGUGCAAAGAUGGCCAAAGAUCCCUCUUCGAUUAUCCCCUUCCGGGAAUUAAGGUCACGAUCACCUGUGCUGAUGGUGAAGGACAAGUGACAAUGUCAAGGGAAGAGACCACAAAUAUGUUUGGAAACUAUUUCAUGAGGUUUGAUGGCACACCAGACUUAAGUAACUGUAAUGCCCAGGUUUCAGGCAGUGGACAAGGGUCAAAUGAUUGCGGUGCAACCGCUGGCCCUGCACAAAAACUUAGACUUAUGUUCAGGAUGUUUGGCAUGGAGUUUUUUGGUGUGGAUUCUUUGCUUUCUGAACCUGCCCAGCCCAUGUCGUUCUGCCCAAGGUCAGCUACUCCUGUGCCUGGACCUGUAAUAACACCUACAAGGCCUUCUGCACCAACAGCACCUACGGGGUCUCCUCCAACAUUCAGGCUGCCCCCAUUGCCACGAUUGCCUCCGCUGCCACCAUUGCCACCAUUGCCACCAUUGCCACCAAUGCCACCAUCGCCCUUCUUAGAAGCAUCAGCUUGUUCACAUCAGUACUGGAUAAUGCCGGAGUACAAAUGCUACUGGAGGGUACUGAACCCUGAGUCAAAGGUUGCUCUUAUUUUUGGGCCACUUGCUGCCAGGCGAUAUGGGACUGAUAUGACCCUGUGGGAAGGCCUUCAAGGGAGAGGAGACCCCUAUAAAACUCUCAUGAGGGAAGGGACAACUGCCCUUCUCAACUCCUAUAACAGUCUCCAAUUCCCUUACAAUUCAAUUGGUGUUGUCACACAUAUGAAUUGGGCCCUGAUGGGUUCCACCAGGGGUGCCCUCAUUACUGCUUUACGAUUCAUAAGGGCUAAUUCUGGCUCCGGCGGAGUCACCUGCAAAUUAACCCCUUGCAAGUGAUCUAUUAUUUGCCACUACAUUUCUGAUUUUAUUGGCUUUCAUUUAUAUUUCUUUCUAUAAAAACGUGAUUCGUAUGUCAUUUUCUUAUCAUUCACCAUGUCCAGCAGUAUUAUGAAUCUAGAAGAGGGUCAUUUUACCCAUUUUCUGAGAAUAAAUUCGAGUCCCCAACUACAUACAACACUAUUAGCUAUGAUUUUUUUUUCCAGCUCCCAAUUUUCAAAAGAUAUAAUCAAUUGCACAAUCACUACUUGCAAGUGAUUAGCUCCCUUAGUCCCGUUGAGCUUGAUCCUCCACUUCUUCAAAAAGGAAAAAGAAAAAAAAAAUAAAUGGAAGCAAAUUGGACAGAAACUAAGCCACAAAUUGGUAAGCAAAAUUGUUGUAUGCACUCUGGACUCUGGAGCCUAGAUACCUCCACAAGAUUUUAUUGUGUCAAAUAACUUAGCUUCUAAUAAAACAGGCA